Molecule: messenger RNA, 2212 nt
Organism: Toxorhynchites rutilus septentrionalis
Lineage: Eukaryota; Metazoa; Arthropoda; Insecta; Diptera; Culicidae
Exons: 3
Coding region: 118-1656 (512 amino acids)
Source: RefSeq, a predicted model, not a curated record
CGCGCAACCCCGAGUGGAGUUGUCCGGCUGCCACCCCAGAAUGGAACGAAAGUGAAUUUUGUAGUAUAAAAGCGCCAAGUUACUACCAAUCAGCAUCCAGUUCAUUGUCUGGGAUCGAUGCGAACAAUCUUAAGUGGAAUCGCAAUGAAGUUCUUUAUCUGCCUGUCAGCGCUUUUGUUGGUUUCAGCCUACGCAGCUGAAACGAAGCAAAAGAAAACCGAUGCCAAAGUACCGUUGGCCAAGAAGUUGGACAAACGUGCCCUUCUUGACCUCGGAGCCGGCUAUGGAGACAUUGGAUACCUCGGUGGAUCCAGCAGCCUGGGAGGAGUAUACAGCUCUGCCCUUGGUGGUUCCAGCCUUGGUGGAAUCAGUAGCUUAGGCAAUGAUUUGGGAGUUGGUAUUGGAUCCGGAAUUGGUUCCGGAAUCGGUAUUGGAUCCGGAAUUGGUUCCGGAAUCGGUAUUGGAUCCGGAAUCGGUAUUGGAUCCGGAAUCGGCAUUGGAUCCGGAAUUGGAUCCGGAAUCGCAUACGGAGCUGGCGCUGGCAUUGGAUCCGGAAUUGGUCUGGGAUCCGGAAUCGGUAUUGGAUCUGGAGCUGGUUAUGCUAGCGGUGCCGGUUAUCUGCUCGGAGGAGCUACUCAAGUUACCAAGCAUGUUACCUUAGUCAAGGGUGUCCCAGUGCCAGUCACCGUCAACCGACAGGUCCCAGUUACCGUUGAGAAGCGCGUCCCAUACCCAGUCCAUGUUCAAGUUCCACAGCCCUACGAAGUUGUGAAGCAUGUACCAGUCAAGGUCCAGGAAUACGUCAAGGUCCCAGUGUCCGUGCCACAGCCCUACACCGUUGAGAAGAGAGUGCCAUACCCAGUGCAUGUUCCAGUCGACCGCCCAUAUGCCGUUCACGUGAAUGUUCCACAGCCCUAUACCGUUGAGAAGAGAGUUCCAUACCCAGUGCAUGUUCCAGUUCCACAACCCUACGAGGUCACCAAGCAGGUUCCAGUCCCAGUUCGCGUUCCAGUCUCUGUCCCAGUGCCAUACACCGUUGAGAAGCGAGUUCCAGUCCAGGUUAAGGUACCAGUCGACCGCCCAUACCCAGUCCAUGUCCCAGCUCCUUACCCAGUUGAAGUUCCCCGCCCAUACCCAGUCACUGUAACCAAGCAGGUCCCAUACCAGGUCCGCGUUCCAGUUGAUCGUCCAGUUCCAGUCCAUGUGGACCGACCAGUUCCAUACCAGGUUCAGGUUCCAGUCCCACAGCCCUACGUUGUCGAGAAGCGAGUCCCAUACACCGUCACCAAGCAAGUCCCAAUUCCACAGCCCGUCCACAUUGACCGUCCAUACCCAGUGCACGUUGACCGACCAGUCCCAGUUGAGCGUCACAUCCCAGUCCCAGUCAGCACUGGUGUUACUGUCACCGGACAUGGGCUAGGAUCCUCCAUCGGUCUUGGGGGCUCUUCGAUCGGACUUGGAGGUUCUUCCUUCGGACUCGGAGGCUCGUCCCUUGGUCUCGGAGGUGCUUCCCUGGACAGUGGAUCCAUCGGUCUCGGAGGUGCCUCUCUGGGCUCGUCUCUCGGAGGUGUCUCUCUGGGUUCGUCUUUCGGAGGUGCCUCGCUGGGUAGCUCCAGCCUCGGCGGCUUCGGUGGUAGCCUCGGCCUCCGCCACUAAAGAACAUCCGGUGUACCCGAAAUCUGCCAGUAAAUUGCCACCACUCUAUCGAACAUAGCGAAAAGAUAUGAAACCAAGACCAUGUUUGCACCACAAUCGCAAAGCAACAAAGCAAUUAUAUCUAAUUUGUAUUUCUAAGUAAAAGACCUCUUUUGUUCUUUAUCUUCUCCAUUGUGAAGAUUUGAAUAGUUACCGUGCAGUUUUCGAGUAUGUUCAAUGGAACUUCAACUGACUGUGAAACCAAUAGUUACACUUUUUUCUCAAUAUCAGACAUACGCGGAUUGCGAGUAACUUACAAGAACAAAGCGUAUCCGUUCCGUAGAAGUGUCUCGAGAAGAUAUGACGCCAUUCAAUAUCUGACUUCUUGUAACUUAUUCCUAAUAUGUACAACCAAAAUGUGAUCAUUAAUAUAUCCAUAACAAAAAAUCCGAAGUAAAAUGACGAAGAGAAAAAAGCUUUGACUAAGUGAGCGAGAAAAAGGACGAAACCAAGCAACAAGGCGCUGCAAGGAUUCAUUAUUGUAUGUUUUAUGUAAAUAAGAGGAACGAAUAAACAA